Neoarthrinium moseri is the source of this 624-nucleotide messenger RNA. RefSeq lists its product as uncharacterized. Lineage: Eukaryota; Fungi; Ascomycota; Sordariomycetes; Amphisphaeriales; Apiosporaceae. The record is from RefSeq and is a predicted model, not a curated record. Bases 1 to 624 code for a protein of 207 amino acids. The transcript has 3 exons.
AUGAAGUCUGCUAUCGCCUCGAUUGCCUUCGCCGUCCUUGCCGGACUGGCCAGCGCCAAAGUUGCCUUCACCAACAGCAACUACAACGUUGAGGCUGGCAAGCCCUUCACCCUGGAGUGGGAUGGCGGCAAGGGUCCUUACACCAUCAACCUGAAGGACGGCCCCUCGGACGACCUCAAGACCGUCCAGGCCCUCGCCACCGGCACCACCGACGAUUCUCUGACCGUCACCCUUUCCUCGUCCCUCGUCAGCGGCAACUAUGCCUUCGAGAUCGUUGACUCGUCUGAUGACACCACCAACUACAGCUCCCAGUUCCCUAUUGUUGGAACUGGCUCCAGCUCUACCGCCGCGAGCAGCUCCAAGGCUUCUUCCACCGCCGCCACCAGCACCAAGGCCUCAUCCACCCUGACCACCACCACCACCAGUGGCUCCUCGUCCGCCUCUGCCAGCAGCACCGAGGACUCGUCGUCCUCUUCGACCAAGGCCAGCUCCACCACCUCCAGCAACGCCAGCAAGACUACCUCGGCUUCUGCUUCUUCCAGCACUGCUCCUAACACCAACGGUGCUCAGAGCUUCGCUGCCCCCCUGGUGCUUGCCGCCGCCGGUCUUGCCCUCGCUUUCUAA